Molecule: messenger RNA, 4386 nt
Organism: Cottoperca gobio
Lineage: Eukaryota; Metazoa; Chordata; Actinopteri; Perciformes; Bovichtidae
Product: chitin synthase chs-1-like
Exons: 25
Coding region: 1-4386 (1461 amino acids)
Biological process (GO): chitin biosynthetic process
Cellular component (GO): cell periphery; cell septum
Molecular function (GO): chitin synthase activity
Source: RefSeq, a predicted model, not a curated record
AUGGACAGAGAUGGAGAUACACCGAAGCGUCCGUGGGAUACCUGUCGAGAGGUUCCCUUCAUUGAAGAUGAACAGACGCCAUGGAAGAUGAUCAAACUAUUAAAGUUUAUCUCUCUGUGUGUCGUGGCUGUGGCCGUGUUUGGAUUGGCGCUAUGUAGCAAGACUUCAUUCCUCCUCCUCAUUACCUUGUCCAAUGAAGGCACAAAAACCCUCCCAGAUGACAUGAAACCUGUUGCUCUGCUUUGUAUCGGCUGCACUCUUAUCACUUCCAGCAUCUUGCUAUUUCUCAAAAGUACAUGGAAGGCGUGUUACAAAACAUCAAAGCUGCCAAGAAAAUCGACUAUUGCCCUGAUUCUGUUCUUUGAAUUCCUCGUGGCUGUGGGUGCAGCAAUUCUCACCAUUGUGGCAAUGCCACACUUGGACAUUGUGACCAACGUGGCGAUACUGAACGGUGUAGCUGUCCUGUCUGCGCUCCUACAGGUGAUCACUCAGUGCACCGCCAAAGAAAGAAACCGCUUCCUUGUGCCAUCCAUCACCGCCUUCAUCCUCAUUUUGCUCGGUUACGUCCUCUUCCUCAUCUUAUACAUCAUGAAGGAUCCUACUGAUAUUAAGAUGGCCAUUUGGGUGGGUCUGGCUGUUGGUGGGUCCUUCUUGGUGUCUUUCAACUGGUGGGAGAGCUAUUUGAGACUGAUCAGCAAGAACAGCAGCUCCGUCUUUUUCAAAGAGCUGUGUAUAGACAUGACUAAGUGCCAGAACUUGCUGAACAUCGUCUCCAGCCUGCUCAGGAUCGUUGUGACCGCCUGUGUGCUCGGAGCUUACGUCCCUCUGGCGCAAAUGGACUGGGACAUUGUGACAUCCAUCCCAAGACGUGAGACAAAAAUUAUAGCCAUCAUCAUUGGGGUCCAGCUGGUCUCCUCUGCACUCUGUCAUUGGUUUUCUUUGGUAGCGUGCAAGAUGCAUGCCCUGCGACGAUGCUUCAUUCUGCCUUUGUACCUGUCAUCUCUGGCCGUCAUGGUUCUGUUCAUCGUCCCUGUUAUCGUUUACUAUCAAGACUACAAAAUAAGUCUGAACGGGACUGCAAUCAACUUCACUGGCUACUGCAAUGAAGUUGUAGAUGGAAGGAACCAAAACCUGACUGGCAGUGUGUUCCCACAUCUGGUUUUGGAUGUUACACACACUCUGUGCUUCUUGGACAUGUCCAAGAUAACUGACAUUGGCCUACUAACAGGUUCAGCAGUGUCCUGGUGGCUCGGCCUUGUGUUGGCCACUCUCCAUCUGUGGUACCUCAAAGUCUAUCGUAUCCAGCGGACCCAAGACCUGUUCACCAGGAGGCUGUAUGAAGGGGCUUUUAUCGAGCAAUCCCUGCUCCUCAACACCCGAUUCGACAUCCAGACCAAAAACAGGACAAAGAAUUUCAGGAAAUUUGAUACGGCGAUGGUGUAUCUGUGUGCGACCAUGUGGCACGAAACCUACGAUGAGAUGAUGAACAUCAUUAUUUCAAUUUUCAGACUGGACAGGUAUAGACCAAAGAUAGAGCCAAAGUACACUGAUUUCACCUUUGAUGCCCAUAUCUACUUUGAUGACGCAUUCGAUGAAGUGAAGGGGAGUCAGGGGCGUCACCUCAACAAAUAUGCAAAGGAUCUUGUGAAAAUCCUCACCGAAGUUUAUAGCAUCUUCACCAACAUCGAUCAGAUGUUCUUCAAAAAUAAUCAGAAAAUCACUGAGCAGAAGGUCAUAAUGACACCGUAUGGGGGUCGUCUGGUGAUCACCAUGCCUCAAGGGAACCUAAUCACGGUUCACUUCAAGGACAAGCAACUCAUCCGCCACAAGAAGAGAUGGUCUCAGGUCAUGUACCUUUACUAUCUUCUGGGCUGGAAACUCAUGGCCAAAUAUCACAAACUUUUUAAAAAUAAAAACCCAAAUGUAAAUCAAAACAAACUGUGCCUGCUCCUCCAGAAAGAGAAACACAACACCUACAUCCUGGCUUUAGAUGGGGACACAGACUUCCAACCAGUUGCUGUGAUGCUGCUCAUUGAUCGUCUGAAAAUGUACCCACGUGUUGGCGCAGCCUGUGGCAGGAUUCAUCCCACCGGAUCAGGUCCUGCAGUGUGGUUCCAGAAGUUUGAGUACGCUGUCAGUCAUUGGCUGCAGAAGACAGCGGAGCACGUGAUUGGCUGUGUGUUGUGCAGCCCCGGCUGCUUUAGCCUGUUCAGAGCAGAGGCGCUGAUGGACGACAAUGUAAUGAAGAAAUACUCCACCAAGUCCAUGGAGGCGAGCGACUACAUCCAGUACGACCAAGGUGAGGACCGCUGGCUGUGUACUUUGCUGCUGAAGCAGGGAUGGAGAGUAGAGUACAACGCGGCAUCUGAUGCUUACACCAACGCACCUGAGGACUUCAAAGAACUCUACAACCAGCGUCGGCGAUGGGGACCGUCCACACUGGCCAACGUGAUUGAUCUGCUGGGCUCCACCACAACCAUUUCCAAAAGAAACCCGUCCAUUUCCAGAGCCUUCAUGUUCUACCAGCUCUUUGCCAUCACCUCAGCCAUCUUGGCCCCUGCCACCAUUUGUCUUUUGAUUGCAGGUAGUUUGACCUUCAUUCUUAGCAUGCAUGCCAGCGGUGCCCUGGUCCUGGCUGUGAUACCACCUGUCAUCUUCCUGAUUCUUUGCUUCUAUGUGAAAUCGGACACUCAGAUCACUAUUGCAGGAGUCAUGAGUAUCAUAUAUGCAUUCCUCAUGUUGAUAGUGACAAUGUCCAUUAUUGGCUCAAUGGUGAAGGACAAGACCAUCCUUACACCAAGCAGCAUUUUCAUCAUUGCCAUGGCCAUCAUUUACAUCAUCACUGCAGUAAUGCAUCCUCAGGAAAUCCAGCUGUUGUUCCACGGCUUUCUCUACAUCAUCUGCAUCCCCAGCGCCUACCUCCUGCUUAUCAUCUACUCCAUGGUCAACAUGAACAAUGUGUCCUGGGGCACGCGGGAGACGAAACCUGCCGGUGGAGCUGCCACACCUGAGCCUGCCGCCAAGCAAACAAAAACCCAGAAAGCCAAAAGCACCUUCCAACAGCUCUUCUCGUGGUGCAAAUGCUGUAAAAGAUCCAAUCAGACAUCUGGAGGUGAGCAGCUCGCUGUCAGCCACGAGGUCCUGAUCAUACAGCCUGGAUCCCAGCCCCAAAACACUAAUGUGGAGGACGAAAGGACCCCAGGGGAAGAGCAGAGGAUGGUGGAUUCUGCUUUCGACUCACCAAUCCAAUGUUGGAUCACACAACUCCAGAGUGAGUGCAAUGAUAUGCAGCUGCAGAAGGAAUCACUCGACAAGGAUGAGGAGGAGUUCUGGAUAGAGCUUCAGAAGAAGUACCUGGAACCUCUGCAGGACGACAAAGAGAGACAGAAAAAGAUUAUCAAUGACCUGCGAGAGCUGAGAAACAAGAUAAACUUUGCCUUCUUCACCUUGAACGCCCUCUGGCUUGUUGCAACAUUUACCCUCCAAAUCUUCGAGGCCUCCUUCUCCAUCAAGAUCCCCAAGGUCAACUUCGACCUGGAGCCCACCGAUGAAGACAUAACAAUCGAUCCCAUUGGCUUCAUGUUCAUUCUGGGAUUUGCGACCUCAGUUGUGAUCCAGUUCCUUACUAUGUUCUACCACAGAAUUUACACUCUGAUACAUUAUGUGGCCUUUCUGGGCACAGAGCUCAUAAAGCACGAACCUGAUAAACCAGAACCACCAGGCAAAAAGGAAGUAUCUGUUUCUGAAUCUGACUCCACCACCGACAACAACUCAGAUGCGGACUCUGAAAUUGAUGACAGUGAUGAUGAUGAUAUGUACUUUAGAAGUAGUCAUAAAAAUGUGGACGCGCCCGCCCCCUGCCCUCACCUCCCCCAACACAGCCACCCAGACUGUCCCCAUGAACAAUGCAACCCCCCUCCCCCCACCAUCACUGAAGAUCAGUCGUCUUUCCUCCUCCUCAUCACCUUGUCCAAUGAGGGGACCAAGACCAUUCCAGAUGAGCAGAAACCUGUCGCUCUGCUGUGUAUCGGCUGUGUUCUCAUCGCGUCUAGUGUGCUUCUCUUCACAAAGAGCCUCUGGAAGGCGUGUUACAAAACCUCAAAGAUGCCGGCCAAAAAAACUCUAGCUUUGGUUCUGUUCUUUGAAUUCCUCGUGGCUGUGGGUGCAGCAAUUCUCACCAUCGUAGCAAUGCCACACUUGGACAUUGUGACCAACGUGGCGAUACUGAACGGUGUAGCUGUUCUUUCUGCGCUCCUACAGGUGAUCACUCAGUGCACCGCCAAAGAAAGAAACCGCUUCCUUGUGCCAUCCAUCACCGCCUUCAUCCUCAUUUUGCUCGGUUACGUCCUGCUUCCUCAUCUUAUACAUCAUGAAGGAUCCUACUGA